GGUUUGUAAAGCAAACUUUUUUUCUUUUCAAUUCAGCCUUUGAUCAAAUUCUUCUUACUGUUUUCAGAUUCCAUGGGCUGGCUGAGGAUUUUCCAGGCUACUUUUUGCUUUUAAAUGAGAAUAUGCAAGUUUAGACUGGAAACGUACAAAAUUGGGAUUUUUUUUUUCAUUUCUAUUGUAGUAAGGUGAAGCUUAUUAAAGUCAUUUGAAGAAUGUAAAUAGCAUCUUUUAAAAUGAGGAUAUUUGUCGCUUUUGAAGGGCUCUGUGAGUCUUUUGACAUUUCACCAGAGAAUACUGUGCAAGACGUAAAACUGAUGAUAAAGGAUUAUUUUCAUGUUCCACUUUCUGAAGACAAACAAGGCAGGAGAUACCUGGAGCUGAUAUAUGCAGGAGCAGUGCUAAAGGACAACUGGGUACUAGCUGAUGUAGGCAUUACAGUUUCUUCCUCAAUUAAAUGUGUCAUCAAGGAAGAAGACAAGCCAAUUUUCUAUGUAUACAACCCAGUCACUCAUGAAAAAUUGUCCAUAAUGGGAAGGAUUUAUCUUCUUUCAUCAAAGGUUUCAGAUCUGAAAACUUUAGUGACCUUGAAAUGUGGUUUUCCAAGUAGCAUUUAUUGUCUCAGGACUCCAGAGGGCAGGGAGAUGUUUGACUGCAAUACUCCGAAUGAUUAUCAGUUAGAUAUAGGCACAACUCUUCGUUUGGAUGUUUGGAAUGGAUGGAGAGAAUUCUUGACCAGCUGUAUCCUAGGAAACAAACCCAAGAUCCAGUAUUAUCUGUCAAAGGAAGAACCAAUACUCAGAUAUCAAAAGAGAGUAGCUCUUUACAUGGCAGCCUUUUUCGGACACCUUCAGGUUUCAGUCUGGCUCUUGAAAAAGGGAGUGAAGCCCACUGAAACAAUUGGUGUACAUCCUUAUCGUGAGUGGUGUCAAGAAGACGAUCAUUCUGACAACAUGAAAUGUCCCGUUCAUGCAGCUGCAGAAGCAGGCCAACUUAUGAUACUGAAAGCAUUUGUUAAUUCCAGUGCAUUAUCCCUUCAAUGCCAAAAUUCUGCAGGGCAAACGCCAUUGCAGCUAUGUAUCCAGCAGAGACAUAAAGAUUGUGUAUUAUAUUUAGUCACCAAGUUAUGGUCGGUGGUUUCUUAUCCUACAUUCUCUCUGCCCAUGAAAAUCUAUAUUAAGUUAAAGCUUUGGCUUCUUAAAUCUCAAAAUAACAUCUAUUCAGUCAAGAAGUACAACCCUGCUGCAGCCUUCAAAACACGAGUUGGGGAUGUUGUCUUUGUGGAUGGUUUCACAAAACCAGAAAUGACCUCCAGAGGGUUUUGCUCAGCCGUGAUCAAACAUGCAAGUAGCAGAGGUUGCACACUGCCAGAUUUAAAUAAUCAGUUUCAACAUGAGCGAUCUCGGUACCAUUUGACCAUAUCUGAUAUGUACCUCAAAGCGAAAAAUGUUAGAUUACCUCCAGUGGCAGGUGCAAAGAAGAAAGGUAGCAAAGAUAGACAAUGGCAAAAAAGGAAACCUAGAAAAAAGAACACACGGCUUAAUGAAGAAUACAUGGACCAAAAUAUGUGUUUAGCAAGAGUUCCUCUGCCUUCUAAUGCUCUCCUCAAACCAGCAUACUAUUAUUCCAUACCUAAUGUAGAGUUCCUGCUAAAUCCUUCCCUGGAGUCGUUUUCAGAAUACUGUGGAAGAACUCCAAGAGAGAAUGCAAUCUACUGCUUAGCCAUAGCCAGUGAAUUUAAAGAGAAGCCUUGGCUGCAACAAUUGAACAUUGCAAGAACCCUAGCUAGAAAAAGUAUAUGUAAACCUACAUACUAACUAGACUCAGAUGAAAUAGACUAUAUAAUAGAUAGAUUAACCAAAAAGAUUUAUAGAAACAAUACAUCUUGGCAAGCAAAGUUCAUACAUAUUCUGAGAAUCCUGGAAUCUUCCCCUUUGUGGGAAUCCAGUAGCAUCCUUCCGAUGCUAUUGAAAUGCCAUUCAUAUUCCAAAAGAAUUAAGAAUAACAAUUGGUUUAUAUAAAUAUGAAAUGCUAAUGCAUAUUUUUUGAACAUUUUGGAGGACUCCUAUUGGGGAUUCUUUAAACAGAAACAUUGUAGACAAUCAGCAAAUUUAAUUUUUCUGAAGCUCCAGGAAUGGGAUGGAAAUGGAAUGGAUUGGAGACCUUGAAACAGAUUGUGGUGGACAAAGAAGUUUGUAUUCAGAAGAAUCCUCUGAAUUCUAAAAAUGAUCUUAGCAGCUUACAUAUUAUGUGGAUGAAAAUAUUUUGCAUGUAAAUAAGUACUACCAUUGGAGGAGUGGUCUCUCUCCUCCUAAUUUGAAAACAAGACUGAUUGACAAGUCUGAAUUUUAUUAUAAUGCCAUUCCCAAAUUAAUCCUAAUU
Molecule: messenger RNA, 2379 nt
Organism: Ahaetulla prasina
Lineage: Eukaryota; Metazoa; Chordata; Lepidosauria; Squamata; Colubridae
Gene: ANKUB1
Product: ankyrin repeat and ubiquitin domain containing 1
Exons: 6
Coding region: 234-1814 (526 amino acids)
Molecular function (GO): protein binding
Source: RefSeq, a predicted model, not a curated record